Messenger RNA from Jaculus jaculus (lesser Egyptian jerboa), 1526 nucleotides. Its product is annotated as low-density lipoprotein receptor class A domain-containing protein 4-like. The transcript has a single exon. Gene Ontology annotation, cellular component: Golgi membrane; early endosome membrane. NCBI's taxonomy places the organism in Eukaryota, Metazoa, Chordata, Mammalia, Rodentia, Dipodidae. The annotation marks the transcript as partial. Gene Ontology annotation, molecular function: R-SMAD binding. The record is from RefSeq and is a predicted model, not a curated record. Gene Ontology annotation, biological process: negative regulation of transforming growth factor beta receptor signaling pathway.
AUCAUGUAUGCCCCUCGGUCCAGGGACAGGUUUACCACCCCAUCCUUUAUCCAGCGGGAUCGCUUCAGCCGCUUUCAGCCCACAUACCCCUACGUGCAGCAUGAAAUUGACUUGCCUCCCACCAUCUCCCUGUCGGAUGGGGAGGAGCCGCCUCCUUACCAGGGCCCCUGUACCCUGCAGCUUCGAGACCCUGAACAGCAGAUGGAACUCAACCGAGAGUCUGUAAGGGCCCCGCCCAACCGAACGGUGUUUGACAGUGACUUAAUAGACAUUUCUGUGUACAACGGGGGACCAUGCCCACCGAGCAGCCACUCGGGUAUCAGUGCAGCCACCUGUAGCAGUAACAGGAGGAUGGAGGGGCCGCCCCCGACCUAUAGCGAGGUGAUGGGCCGCUACCCAGGCGCCUCCUUCUUCCACCACCAGCAUAGCAACGCACACAGGGGCAGCGGACUGCAACUUCAGCAGAACAAUCCGGAAAGCACAAUAGUACCCAUCAAAGGCAAGGACAGGAAGCCGGGGAAUCUGGUCUGAUCUCUGCGGAAUGCACUAUUCAAGAAGAGAGAAACCUUGGCAGGGAGAGAGACAGAGGCUUCCAGCCCUUCCUGCCACAGGGUCGUCCAGCUUUACAUGGUACAACUGAGUAAAACCAAAUUUGUAAAAUGGUCUUUGUUUCUGAUUCCUUUCAGGGGAAUGGUGUGCAAACAAGAUUGACACGAUACAAAUUUCUAUCUGGUUUGACCAGGGAUAGAGUGUUUAUCUGGAGCGUGGAUGGGGACAGGAGACCAGCUUGGCAGAGGGUGGGCAGGCAAAACAGAGAAAGGGAAGCUUUGAAGACACCAAGAAGUAAGGCUCACAGAGAUAUUUAUUUAAUUCCUAAAGGAGACUGAAGAUAACUGAGGUCAGAAUGGCCUGUUUUAUAAUUAACUGAAUAAAGAAUUAUAUAUUAUCAUGGGGAAGAAUCAGCCAGUUUGUUUUUUUUUUCUAAGGUGUGAAACCUGCAUUGUUUUAAAAAUAUGAAACAAAACUUGUUUUGUGUGCCAAGGUAUAAUGUGGAGGAGGAGUUAGAUGAAUGUAAGGAGCUAAUUUGUGUUGUGAAAGUUUUAUAAGUUGCACUAUUUUCAUGUUUAAAAUAUGUAUGAGGGAACUGCUUUGCGGAAGGUUACGUAUGUUGUCUUGUCACCUAUGGAUGGUUAUCAAGCCAAGGAACAUCCCUGGGUGUCUCCAGAAUCAUACAAGAAAGGGUAUUUGGGGAUGUGAUGCAGCCCAGUGUUUACCGAGUUACAUAUAUCAAAAAAAAAAAAAAGUGGUUAUUGUUGCAAGAAUUAGAAUCAAAUAGCAGUGAACCCUUGAGGCAUCUGGAGCUGUGGGUGGCCGAUAGUAAACACAUCCAUUAUGUAUCUAGCGUCAUGCAGUGUCCUUAUCCUCCAGCCUUGUAGUCCCUCCAGAAAUUUAGACUUUUUUCACUGUAGCAUGAAAUAUAUUCAGAUACAUAUCUUAUUUUAUGCAAUAAACUGUUUAAAAUGCAA